Molecule: messenger RNA, 1713 nt
Organism: Aspergillus tanneri
Lineage: Eukaryota; Fungi; Ascomycota; Eurotiomycetes; Eurotiales; Aspergillaceae
Exons: 2
Coding region: 1-1713 (570 amino acids)
Source: RefSeq, a predicted model, not a curated record
AUGGGCUCACAAUGUCAUAUAAGUCGAAUGAGCUGGCAGGUCUAUGGCUUCAACGAUGAUGACAUGACGGCCGCUCUGAUGGGGGCUUUGGCUCUGGCUCAUGUGGCCACUGACGCUGCCAAUGCUUUGGAAUACAGCAUCAUCCAGUCACCGCCAUUCACCUUCCUUGUCGGGGCGAAUCACACCAAGCUGACCGUUCAGACUGGUCUCGCCCGUCAUGUCUCGAAACCAUUGGAUCACCUCAUGAACAGCGGCCUGACGCGCGAAUCCAAACAUCACAUUGCCAUGCUGGAGGAAGAGGAUGUCGAGACUUUCGUCGCCUUCUGCGAGUACGCCUACACCGGCGAUUACAGCGUGCCUCCCCCAGGAUCCCGCGAGGAGGACCAGGAGACGAAGGUGGUCAACAAUCCCUUCAGGGCCGUGUUCGACGACGACCCCAUAUCGCCAUCGCUUUCACCAUUCAUCCCGCCUCCGGGUCCGAAGCCCACGGGGGGUUUUCCGGGCCAGGAGCCGGUCAAGCAGGACGACGAUGGAUUGCUGCAGGGUGAAAAUGCUCCUCACGCAGUGUAUCCCGGUGAUGACCCGAGGGAAUGCACUACCCCGACUGGGGACAACUCUAUGGCCCCUCUCAGGUCGGAUUCAGCAGCUAGUGGCUAUGAAGAGGCGGACCAGCCACCUCCUGGCACUACUCCGGCUGCAGAAGAUGACUUCAGUACGGGCGCCGCCACGACCGAAGGAAAGAAUCCAAAAAGGAACAAAAAAGACAAGAAGAAGCAGAACCCCACCUCGACGGAGGAACCGGCGUCCAAUCUGACACCACCGUCUACCCCUCCUCCUGCUGACCACACCCAUGGAGGAGGGAAUCCCACGAUUGCCGACGACGCUGCAGAGCCGGAUGCAUGGAAGAGUCAAGAACAACCCGCGGAUCCUGUUGAUGCAGCAGAACCGACUGCCACUGGCUCAUCCCUCAUGGAAAAGGGUUGGCAGCCUGUACCCACUCCAUCGGAAGCCAGGACGGCAGACAAUGUGAAGACAGACGAGAGCCAGGAGAUCGGCAGGGGCUAUGAAGCCUAUGAACAGGGGGCUGGGAUACGGUCUACGAUUGACACUUCAUUUGCCAAGCAGUACGAUUUCUCUAGCCAUCACGAGAAAGGCAUCAAUCUUUGGGAUGAAUUUACUGCCAUCGAUUAUGCUGACUCUCGCAUCACAAAUGGGACUAGGCCUCCCAGUUCCAUGUCGAGGGAGACGAGCAAUUCAGACCUGCCGUAUCUUAUCUUCCAUGCCAAGCUCUACGUCUUCGCAACACGCUAUUUGAUUCCAGCCCUGGCCCAAUUAUGCCUGCGCAAGCUUCAUAGGGACCUCCUGCAUCUGGAUUUCCCCGAUAAUGCCCAACCAGAGAACCUAUGCCAGGAAAACUCUUCCCUGAAGGCACGAAUGAUUCUUGACCUCCUCCACUACACCUACACCAGAACCACUCGUCUCGAGCCCAUCUCGCCCACCUCUGCCACUCAGCUUCGAGAGAAUGAGCUGCGAAAGUUGGUGAUCCAUUAUGCCGCAUGCAAAGUGCGGGACCUUGCGAAACAUUGCCCGCCAAUAGAACCUACGGUGGGCUCUCCUUCAGGUUGGCGAGAGAAGCCUUCAGCGCGAGGGAUGCGAGCGCUUUUGGACUCAACGACCGAACUGGCCUCUGAUCUGGUCUAUCGAAUGAUGUGA